AUGCCCCGCGAUCUAGCCGCCUUGAUGAGAGGUGACGAGGAGCCGAAGGACAAAAUCUCCCGCGACAUGGAAAAGCAGGACCACCUAGCUGAGAUCAAGCCUUACGUCCAAACUUUCACCACCUCCGACAUCGACAGUGCCGUCAAACUGGAGGAUGCCACGUUUCCCCCAGAGGAACGCGCAACCAGAGAAAAGUUUGAGUAUCGCUUCACCAAAUGCGGUGGACUAUGUCUUGGCCUUUUUACCUCGGUCGACACAAGCGAUUCAUCAGCACCUCUUGCAUCGGUUGAGACGGCCUCCAGUGCCCAUUUCGUGUACAGUGGCGUACCAACGCGCAAGUCAGUUCUCCUAGCUCAUUGUGUGGUCACCAAAACAACCAAUCCCACUGUCAUGGACGAGGAUAUGGAAGUACCUAGCGAUUGGAAGACUUCUGGUACUGCCUCGGGCAACGUUGGCCACAGAGAGGAAGGCCGUACCAUCGCUGUGCACAGUCUAGCUGUCUUGCCUUCUCUACAAAACCAAGGACUUGGUUCGACUCUGCUGAAGGCCUUCAUCCAGCGAAUGGAAUAUGUCCAAGCUGCUGACAGAAUCGCUUUGCUUGCUCAUGGUGAGCUUGUGAAAUUCUACGAGAAGUUGGGCUUCGAGAACAAGGGCCCUAGCAAGGCAACAUUCGGCGGAGGAAACUGGGUUGACAUGGUUCUCGAGUUGAAGAACAACCAAAAAUGA
Molecule: messenger RNA, 726 nt
Organism: Aureobasidium melanogenum CBS 110374
Lineage: Eukaryota; Fungi; Ascomycota; Dothideomycetes; Dothideales; Saccotheciaceae
Product: polyamine acetyltransferase, variant
Exons: 3
Coding region: 1-726 (241 amino acids)
Cellular component (GO): cytoplasm
Molecular function (GO): aralkylamine N-acetyltransferase activity
Source: RefSeq, a predicted model, not a curated record